This is a messenger RNA of Dermatophagoides pteronyssinus (European house dust mite), 405 nucleotides long. RefSeq names its product cell adhesion molecule Dscam1-like. Gene Ontology annotation, biological process: brain development; cell-cell adhesion; axon guidance. Lineage: Eukaryota; Metazoa; Arthropoda; Arachnida; Sarcoptiformes; Pyroglyphidae. Gene Ontology annotation, cellular component: axon; plasma membrane. Gene Ontology annotation, molecular function: cell-cell adhesion mediator activity. The record is from RefSeq and is a predicted model, not a curated record.
AUGUUCAAUUUUGAUUUAAUUCUAUUGUUUUGCUUAUUGCUUUUCAAAUUUACUUCCGCUACUUCUCCCAAAUUAAUUGAAUUCAAAUCUCAAAUUACCCAGAAAAAUGGAACCAAACUAACAAUCGUUUGCGUCAUACAAGAAGGAACGAAACCAUUUCAGUUUGAAUGGCGAUUCAAUGAUCAACAAUUAUUGAAAUCAUCCAUUGCUUCUGAUUAUCGAAUUGAUUCAUUCACUGAUGAUCAAUCUCAAUUAACCAUUCCAAAGCUUGAUCAAAAGCAUUCGGGCACCUAUUCUUGUUUGGCCCGUAAUGAUUUUGGUUUUGAUCGACAAUCUACACGUCUUACUGUUACAGGUUUGAGAAUUUUCAUUAUCCAUCAAUAUGUGGCGCAAAUGAGUUUAUAA